AUGAAGGACGCGAAGAAGCCCACGCGGGCGUCCCGCCUGGGCGGGAGGCUCGUCGGCGUGGCGUCCAUGCUCCUCCUCGUCUCGCUGGGGUUCGUCCUCGGCGUGACCUCCUCCAACGCCAUGUUCAUCAGGUUCUACCUCCCUUUCAUGCCGCCGCUACGCUCCGCUGCCGCGGCGGCGUCCUCGCCCCCGCCGCAGCCGUCGCCCACGCCGCCACCGCCGCCGACGCCGACGCAAGACCAGCGGACGGGGUCGGCGGGGUUCCUGACGGCGCCGAGCGGCGUCAUGCACAACAUGACCGACGAGGAGAUGUACUGGCGAGCGUCCAUGGCGCCCAUGGUCCGCCGCGCGCCCGACAGCCGCGUGCCGAAGGUCGCCUUCUUGUUCCUGGUCCGGGGGGAGCUGCCGCUGCGGCCGCUGUGGGAGAAGUUCUUCGAGGGCCACCAGGGGCUCUACUCCAUCUACGUGCACGCCCACCCCUCCUACACCGGCUCGCCGCCGGCGGACUCCGUCUUCUACGGCCGCUACAUUCCGAGCCAGAGGACGAAAUGGGGCGACGCGAGCCUGGUGGAGGCCGAGCGGCGGCUGCUGGCGAACGCGCUCCUGGACCUCGGCAACGAGCGGUUCGCGCUCUUCUCGGAGGCGUGCAUCCCGCUGUACGACUUCCCCACCGUGUACGCCUUCCUCACCGGCGCCAACACCAGCUUCGUCGACUGCUACGAGAACGGCGGCAGCCGGUCGCGGUACCGGCCCUUCUUCGCCACCCGCAACAUCACGCUGGCGCGGUGGCGCAAGGGCGCGCAGUGGUUCGAGAUGGACCGCGCGCUCGCCCUCGAGUCCGUCGCCGACGACUUCUGCUUCCCAGCGUUCCGCGACUUCUGCGUGGGGCGGAGCGAGUGCCUCAUCGACGAGCACUACCUCCCGACGCUGGUGAGCCUGCUGGGGUGGGGCCCCCGCAACGCCAACCGCACGCUCACGUACGCCGACUGGAAGCGCGCCGUCAACCGGCACCCGCACACCCACGGCGGGGAGGAGGUGACGGAGGCGCUCAUCAGGGAGAUCCGGGAGGACGGCGGCGGGCGGUGCUUCUACAACGGCGCCCGGAACGGCAUCUGCAACCUGUUCGCGCGCAAGUUCUCGCCGGACGCGCUCGAGCCGCUGCUCCGGGUGGCGCCCAAGGUCAUGGGGUUCGGCUGACGAGACGGCCGGCGGCGACCGGAGCAGGGGUUGUACCAUAGUAUUCUUUUUUGCGCCAUGGCCGAUCGAUCCAGGUUGAGCUGGGAUCACAGGCCGAGAGUCCAGUAUCAAGAGGAGAAUAAACUCUCAAAU
Panicum hallii is the source of this 1329-nucleotide messenger RNA. RefSeq lists its product as uncharacterized. The record is from RefSeq and is a predicted model, not a curated record. The coding region runs from base 1 to 1197 and encodes 398 amino acids. Lineage: Eukaryota; Viridiplantae; Streptophyta; Magnoliopsida; Poales; Poaceae. The transcript is spliced from 2 exons. Gene Ontology annotation, cellular component: membrane. Gene Ontology annotation, molecular function: glycosyltransferase activity.